CGGGUUCUCCUCCCUGUCAUCUGGUGGCUUGUCUACGUUAGCAACUUCACCUACGAACUCCCUUAGCGAGGAUGAAGUGGAUCAUCAGUGUGGUGGCGCUUUACCUUCUGUUGGACCUGCCCGACCAAUCUCACGCACAGGAAGAAGUCCCGUGUACCGACCCCUCCGCCACGAUACCUUUACCCGACAACGUUUCCAUCACCAUCCAUUCUCCCAACUACCCUGACAAUUAUCCCAACAACGAAAAAUGUGGAUGGAUAUUGGAGCCAUCAACCUCAGGCAGCACACUGUUGAUGAAGUGCUCCUAUGCCCUCGACCGGAGGAGGAGAUCCCGAGACUAUUUACAAGUAACGGCUGAUGACGCGCAAGCUGAGAGAUACUACGGGUCGGGCAGUGUUGAGAUUACGGCUGAGACAAGGUUGGACGUGUACUUUCAAUCUAACAGAAAAAAUACUGGCAUUGGUUUCGAAUGUACUGUCUCAUCCAUCCCUGCUGGAGGUGAAACCACUCCACCAGCACAGACGACUGCUUAUAAGUGUCUGGAGGCGACAAGAAUCGUAGGUGGGCAAGUGACGGACCCACACGAGUACAAAUUCCAAGUGGUGGUGAGAACUACAGACAAUACUCUGUGUGGUGGCUCCCUCAUACACCGUAAGUGGGUGCUCACCGCUGCCCACUGUGUUUCAGGUAAGAAUCGUAACCAGGUAUUUGUGUACCUGGGAGCCCACCAAUAUAACGACAACACGAAUGAACGAGGCGCCGAGGAUCUGAUCAUCCAUCCACUGUACAACAGCAACAGGAAUGACAACGACGCUGCUCUCAUCAAGAUAGCCGAUGCAAUGGCCUCUGAUACCGUUGGCUAUGUGUGUAUCGCUUCCAACAGAGCAAACUUGUACUCUCAAGGGACCGCAACUGUGAUUGGAUGGGGUACUACGAGCUCCGGUGGAUCCAUUUCCUCUACUCUAAGGGAGGCCGAUGUCCCUCUCAUGUCUAACUCGGAGUGUUCAUCACGGUAUCUUAAUUAUGGCUCUUACAUCACUGACAAUAUGAUAUGUGCUGGCCAACCCGGAACGGAUUCUUGUCAGGGUGACUCAGGUGGGCCACUGCUUUACCCCGAUGGCAGUGUUGAUUACGUCCAGAUCGGUGUUGUGUCGUGGGGGAUCAACUGUGCUGCAGAAUAUCCAGGAGUCUAUACCCGCGUCACAAGUGUGAGUGACUGGAUCGAAAAUGUUGUGUCCUCAAACCCGUGAUUAGAGCUAAACAAACUAAUUACUCUGGACUGUCACUUGCCUGUCGACCUUGAUGAAUUAAGUCACCUAGCUGCCCAGGGUGCCAUCUACCUGCCCAGGGUGCCAUGUAGCUGCCCAGGGUGCCAUCUAGCUGCCCAGGGUGCCAUCUAGCUGCCCAGGGUACCAUCUAGCUGCCCAGGGUGCCAUCUAGCUGCCCAGGGUGCCAUCUAGCUGCCCAGGGUGCCAUCUACCUGCCCAGGGUGCCAUCUAGCUGCCCAGGGUGCCAUCUAGCUGCCCAGGGUACCAUCUAGCUGCCCAGGGUGCCAUCUAGCUGCCCAGGGUGCCAUCUAGCUGCCCAGGGUGCCAUCUAGCUGCCCAGGGUGCCAUCUAGCUGCCCAGGGUGCCAUCUAGCCAUCAUGAAUACUAUCUCAGCUGUCCGGCCUGUUCCUUACUGACCCUUCUAUUAUCUUACAACCUAAUUUGUUAUCUUAGAGCUGGUGUGUUACCUUACUACCUGGCGUUAUCUUAGAGCUGGUGUGUUACCUUACUACCUGGCGUUAUCUUACAGCUCGGUGUGUUAUCUUACAGCUCGGUGUGUUGUCUUACAGCUCGGUGUGUUAUAUUACUGCUGUGUUAUAUUACAACCUGGUGUUAUAAUCCCCCCUGGACACGUUCCCUCAAUAACUCUUCUUGAUCAUUUUCUCUCCAAGUUUGUGAAGCAAUAAAACUAAAAUG
Molecule: messenger RNA, 1964 nt
Organism: Homarus americanus (American lobster)
Lineage: Eukaryota; Metazoa; Arthropoda; Malacostraca; Decapoda; Nephropidae
Product: trypsin-1-like
Exons: 12
Coding region: 72-1250 (392 amino acids)
Biological process (GO): proteolysis
Molecular function (GO): serine-type endopeptidase activity
Source: RefSeq, a predicted model, not a curated record